UCCAAGGCGGUCCAAGAGGGUCCAACGUCUAUCCCAGACUGCUUCAGAGCUCCCCCCAGCGGCCCGCGAUCCUUCCCCUCCAGAGCUGCUGCCCAGAGGCCAGGGGCGCCCACGGCGGGCAACGCGGCUCCUCCGUAGCCAGCUUGGCACACACAUCGAACUGUUGUGUUGACUUGCGCACGCGCGCAACCGUCUGGUCCUCUCGAGCUCACGUUACUUCCUCUCGUCCAGUUUGCUCGGAUGGCGGCGUCUGGGAUGGUCUGGUCUCUCGUGCUUCUCGGGCUGCCAGGCGCGUCCUGCAUGCAGCUGGCGACGAGCAGCUGGCGCGAGCAUCUGGCCGCCAACACGACGUCCGCGCAGUCGAAGCGGGCGGAGUGCAGCGCGUGGCAGGUGGGUCAAGGCUGCUGCACGCCACUGGGAGACACCGCAUCUUCGUGGUCGUUCGCUUCGCAUGGCGCGCAUGGCACUUGGUCAAGCACCCCAGCGUUCAUCCGCUUCGACUUCCAGGACGAUACGAUCUGCGGUGGCGUGGCGACUGCCAGGCAACACGGGGACGCAGUUCUCACUUUGAACGACGCUUCGCCCAUCGACCUGACCCUUUCGAUGACGGGCGUGGCGGAGGCCCAGUACGAGAGAUUCCAGCUGUACGUGGACGACGUCUUGCGCGUCACGGUGCAAGCUACAAACGGCCACGGAGGCAGCGCAUGCUAUGUCAGCACUUGCAUCAUGUGCGAUGUCAACAUGCCUUCGCAGACGUUCUCGCUUUCAGCCGGGCCGCACACAAUCAGAGUCGUGGUUGAUUCUCUCGACGGUCUGUACCACAAUGACGCCUUCUUCCAGAUCUCAUUCGGCAAAAGCAGCCCGACGUGUGGCGGGUGCACUUGCUCGGCGUCGACGCCCAGCCCGACGCCCUUCCCGACUCCGUAUCCGACGCCUUACCCGACGCCCUACCCGACGCCCCACCCGACGCCCUAUCCGACGCCCUACCCGACGCCCUACCCGACGGCGUACCCGACGCCCUACCCCACGCCCUACCCGACACCUUAUCCGACGUCCUUUCCGACGCCCUACCCGACGCCCUUCCCGACGCCCUUCCCAACGGCCUUCCCAACGGCCUUCCCGACGCCCUUCCCGACGCCCUUCCCGACGGCAUUCCCCACGCCCAGCCCGACGCCCAGCCCGACGUAUCCUCCUGGCUGGCCGACGCCGCAUCCGACGUUUCCUUCCGGAGCUCCCAUGGCGGGUGGAGCCGGCGGUGCGGCUGCCACUGGCGAUCCCCACUUGCAAAACGUUCUUGGUCAGCGGUUCGAUUUGAUGAAGCCGGGCAAGCAUGUUUUGGUGAACAUCCCUCGCGGAAGACAGACGCGCGCAUUGCUUCGCGUUGAGGCCGAUGCGCGCCAGUUGGGUGGACAAUGUGCAGAUAUGUACUUCCAAGAAUUGAAUGUUACAGGGGCCUGGGCAGAGGUAAAACAGGCUGGAGGUUAUCACUACGUCGCAUCGCAGCGUGCCGUCGGGACUCCAGAGUGGGUUGCUUUUGGUAAGCUUGAGAUGAAAGUCGUCCAUGGAAGCACGCAAAGUGGUCUCCCAUACUUGAACUUCUACGCCAAGCAUUUAGGGCGAACAGGGUUUGCAGUCGGAGGCCUCCUGGGAGAAGACGAUCACGCCGACGCAACCAUUCCUAUGGCAGAGUGUAAAGGGCACGUAUCCCUUUGAGGGUUCAAGUCGGCAGCAGCUUCGCUGUAGCACUGUAGCCAGCUUCGAAGGGCAGCGGUGCACUUCUGCUCCUAUGCAAGAAAAAACUGGCAAACUGACUCCAGGACCCCCCAGC
This is a messenger RNA of Prorocentrum cordatum, 1828 nucleotides long. NCBI's taxonomy places the organism in Eukaryota, Dinophyceae, Prorocentrales, Prorocentraceae. The record is from the annotation of a GenBank genome assembly.